AUAAAGUUAAUGUCAGGCAGUGGUCGCUUGUUUCUGUAAUUAAAAACGAUAAAAUACCUUAAUAAUUUCUUUAAUUAUUAUUUAUCAAUAAGAAGUAAGAUGUUUGUUGAUUUGUAUUGAAAUUUACGUAUCUUAUUUUAUAAAAAACGCUAAACAUUCUGAUACGAUUGAAUCAAUGCAAGUGAUCGACCGCUGGCUAAAGCCGAGCCGAGGGUGAUUUCUGAAAACCGGCAGUGAAUACUUGUGUGCAUUGCUUUUUGUUUUAUUUUAAUGCCAUUGUUAAUGAAGCGCUGAUGGCGUCGUCGUGAGUGUAUGUGAGCGGCGAUAUUUACUUAACGGAUUUUUACGGACGUCGAUGGAUAUUUAGGAGUUGCUUAUCGGCGCGGCCGCUUCAAGAUGAUGGUGGAAACCAUCCUUGAGUCCUCUCAGGACUUCGGCAUGUCGAACGGUCCCCUUCCACAGUGGAAGCGCGAGCUGCUGCAGCGGCGCGCGGCGCGCUCGCGGCCCUCCGCCCCGCCGCCCGCGCCGCCGCCGCCGCCACCGCCCCCGCCCACCGACGACGACGAGGAGCUGCGCUACGGACCCGGCAUCGUCAAGCGCCUCAAGUCCCGCUACCUCAGCCUGGCGCUGCGCGAGGCGCCGCGCCGCCGGCCCUCGGUGCUGCGCCGGGCCACGUCUCUCGAGCACCUGCUGGACGAGAGGCCGCCCCCCGCGCCGCGGCCGCACUGCCGGCCCGCGCGCCCCGCGUCGCUCGCGGCGCCCACGCACGCCGCGCUGGCCUCCGGGACGCCUCUGCGGCGCGACUCUGUCAAACGCGCUCGCUCCGUGGACGCCCUGAGCAGGUUGGAUGCGCGGGAUGAACCCAUCCAACCGCCGCCGCAGCCGCGCCCGCGAGUGCAGGCCCAGGACGGAUCUCCGACUCGGCCUCCUCCGCCGCCGCCGUCUCCUCCCCCGCCCCUGCCGCGCUCCGCCCGGCCGCCCCGUCGCCCGGCUCCGCUCCUACGCGAUACCGAAAGGCCUCCGCCGGACGUGGUGCGCUCCACGUUACGAAAAUUCGAGUCGGCUCCGCCUCGACGCCCCGCUCCGGCGGCUCGCGUGUCUGCAGUCUUGCGAGGUCUGGAAGGUCUACCGAGAAGUUCCACUCCGGAGCCUCGCGGCCGGUCUCCUAGCCCGGCCGCCGCCGAUAUAUCUGCCAUCGACGAGCCGGAAGGAGCGAUGAUGUCGACAGAAAUUAAACAGGUUUCCAAAGCGGCCUUGGAUGGCAUAGCGCGCGCCGGCUCAACCGUGCGAUACUCCUUCGAAGCGCCGAAACGUGGAUCUCAUCUUCCACCGCUGGCUGCCACUAACCCGGUUCUCUUGAAUCGUGUGCGCGUGUCUGCCUCGCCGCGCCGCGUCGGAGUCAUAAAGCCGAUGCCGGCGCCCGCGUCGGGCCGCGCGUCGCCGCCCCAGCGGGCUCUGGACGUGACGGACGACACGCCCCGGCUCGAAACCCCGCCACCUGACAUCGCGGAAACUUCCAUAACGAUGCGACCAGAGAGAAAGGAGCCGCCUCCCUCGGCUGUCGUAGAACCUAUACCUAGACCGCCUCCGGAAGAUUCUGAAACGUCGAGAGACCAAUCGAGCGCAUCGCGCGAGCCCACCCCCGAAAUCGAUCUGAAGCCGGAGCCGCGAAUCGAAAGCCCGGUCGCAAAAAAGCCCGUCGUCAACGGGCACGUGGAGAAAACUGAAUCGAAAGUGAAAAGUCUGAAAGCGGCUGGCAUCGAGCGCGCCUGGACCGGCGCCGGUGACAAGUGCGCCAAUGGCAAGCGCGAGAACGGUGAAGUGCGCAGUGCAGUGUCAGUGGGCGCGGGCGGCGCGGGCGGCGCGGGCGGCGCGGGCGGAGCGGCGCGCAAGCUGCGGCCGCCCGCGCCCGCCGCCACCUCCGUCGUCUUCAACUUCUCCAACCGCAAGGAGGUGCCCGACUACAUCGAGAACGACGGCAUCGUCCUCAGAGCCAACCGCCGCAACAGGUUUAAGGCGGGCGAGCCGGGCGUGGUGGUGCUGCGGCCGGAGGCGCUCGCGGCCGACUCGGAGUCGGAGGGCGAGGAGGAGGGCCGGCCGCCGUCGCCGUGCAGCGUGCGCUUCGUCAACGACAACGUGCUCAUCAACGGCCGCUCCUCCAUGCUCGCGCGCACGCCGCAGCACAAGCAGCGGGCGGCCAAGUUAAAGCUGCAAUUCGACGACUCGCUGACGCGCACCUUCGAGUAUCCCUCAGAGACGUCCCUCUGCGAGGAGUCCCCGAGCCGACCCGACACUGCCGCAAACGGCUUUGCCCUCAAUGGCUCUGCCCCUAACGGCUCUGCCACUAACGGCACUGCCCCCAACGGCACUGCCCCCAGCGACUGCGCCCUCGACGGCGCCCCCGCGCCGCCCGCCCAGCACAUAACAGCGCUCGCUGCCAAUACGCAUCUGGCGUGCGGCGGGCUGGCGCGCUACACGCCGAGCAAGACGCGCGCCGACCACUUCCAGCUCGGCCUCUCGCGCGCGCCGCACUCCGCGGAGCAAAGCGAAGCGGAGUCGGGCGCGGGUGCGGCGGGGCAGGUAGCCUCGGGGGUCGAGGCGCAAGUGCCUGUGAGGAGGAGGCUGAGGAGCAUUUACAUUGGCCCUCCGUACAACACGCGUCACGCGCACCGGCCUGGCCCGGAAACGAAACCCCUGCCUGGCCAGCGUGUGGCGCCAUACAUUGGCGCAAUAUGUCUCUUUAAGCCGGAUAUUCAUUUGAAUCAGUUGCAUUUCUAA
Molecule: messenger RNA, 2778 nt
Organism: Zerene cesonia (dogface butterfly)
Lineage: Eukaryota; Metazoa; Arthropoda; Insecta; Lepidoptera; Pieridae
Gene: bif
Product: serine/arginine repetitive matrix protein 1-like
Exons: 8
Coding region: 397-2778 (793 amino acids)
Biological process (GO): chemotaxis; neuronal signal transduction
Cellular component (GO): nuclear membrane; rough endoplasmic reticulum membrane
Molecular function (GO): microtubule binding
Source: RefSeq, a predicted model, not a curated record